This is a messenger RNA of Dioscorea cayenensis subsp. rotundata (Guinea yam), 4045 nucleotides long. Its product is annotated as putative disease resistance protein RGA3. Gene Ontology annotation, molecular function: ADP binding. The record is from RefSeq and is a predicted model, not a curated record. The coding region runs from base 188 to 2626 and encodes 812 amino acids. Gene Ontology annotation, biological process: defense response to other organism. NCBI's taxonomy places the organism in Eukaryota, Viridiplantae, Streptophyta, Magnoliopsida, Dioscoreales, Dioscoreaceae. The transcript is spliced from 6 exons.
CUUGUGAGGCGUUGAGAGAGUUGUGAGGCAUUACAUACAAUGGCGAUGAUAGUGGAUGCGUUUGCAGGAAAACUGGUGGAGAAGCUUGGAAAUGCCAUUGAAGAGAAGGCCAUCAUGGUUUUAGGCAUCAAGGAUGAACUCCAAAAGCUUCAGAGAAGGAUGAAGAGGAUCACAUGUGUACUCAAAGAUGCUGAGAGGAGACGAGGCUGUCAAAUUAUGGGUCGAUGAGCUGAAAGAUGUGAUGUAUGACGCUGAAGACAUCAUUGAUCUUUGCAUGAUACAGGGUAUGGGGCUCUUGCAAGAUGAUCAUAAUUCUCCGGCUGAGUCAAGUACUACGGCUUCCACACGGGUACGCUGCUGUAACUUUCCUAUGCUCUCUUGUGUGCGCAGUGUACCAUUUCGGUAUGAGAUUGCUGAUAAAAUUAAAAGUCUGAAUGAUAGAUUAACUGAGAUAUCUGAGGAUAAGGAUAAGUUUAAUUUCCUGAUUUUUUCUAAAUCAAGUAGUGAUGAUGCAUAUGUCAUGAAUGAAGCUUCUUAUCGCCAGAGUUCCUUCUUACCAGAAUCUGAUAUUGUGGGUUGGAAUAUUAAAGAUGCUACUAACAGCCUUGUUGAAUUAUUAGUCUCUCAGCAUCAACAGAAAUGCCGCCUUUUUGCGAUUGUUGGCAUGGGGGGUAUCGGUAAAACUACUCUAGCGCAAUUGAUAUAUAAUGAUUCCAAGAUAAAUGAUGAUUUUGUGUUGCAUUCAUGGAUUUGUGUUUCAAAAUUUUACACAUCAAGGACUGACUUGCUGAAGGAACUCAUAAGAAAUGUUGGAGGUACUUGUGGAGAGGCAACAACAACCGCAGAAUUACAAAAAAUACUUUGUGAUGUUUUACAUGGGAAGAGCUUAUUUUUGGUUUUGGAUGAUGUUUGGGAUGCAGAUGUAUGGAUUAAUUUAAUCAAAAAUCCAGUUAAAAGAACAACAACAAAAUGCAGGGUUGUGGUUACGACAAGAGACAGGAACAAUGCUAUAAAAAUGGGCGCAAUUUAUAUCCACAAUGUCAACAAACUACCUUUGAAUUUUGGUUGGGACUUGCUAUGCAAGAAAGUUUUCACAAAUAAUGAUGAGGGUGAGAUUCAAAGAAUGAAGGAUAUAGGGAUGAAGAUUGUUGAGAAAUGUGAUGGUCUUCCGAUCCAAAUAAAAGCCAUUGCGGGCGUUCUUAUAACAAAAGACCAAAAUAAAAUAGAAUGGGAGAAUGUACUUAACAGUAAUGCUUGGACUAUUACAGGACUUCCAGAAGAGCUCCAGGGAGCGCUGUACUUAAGCUAUGAAGCCUUACCUUCAGCACUAAAACAUUGUUUCCUUUAUUGCUCCCUCAACCAUCGUGAUCGUGAGUUGUGUUAUGAAAAUCUUGUCUGUGAGUGGAUUGCAGAAGGUUUCAUAGAACCAAAUGGAGAUGCAUCAAUGGAGGAUAUCGCGAAAGGUUAUUACAUGGAUCUGAUUAGAAGUAGUUUUUUACAACCUAAUCCGUUUUGGGUUAAUAUGUUUACAUGCACAAUGCAUGAUUUAUUGCGAGCCCUUGCUAUAUUUUUAACAGGUGGUGAAUGUCUUUCAAGAGAUCCUCAAGCAUCACAAAGCAACGGUUCUACGAUAAAAUUACGCCGUUUGACAAUUUCAAGUAAGAGGGAUAGUGUGAGCAUUCCACAUCUUGAUUAUCUUAGAAAUCUACGGUUAUGGACCCUUCCAAGUUUGGACACGCAAAUGAUUGGAAGCUUUAAGCAAUUGCGUAUAUUGUUGCUCAAUGGAGACGGAAUUGAGAAUAUCCCCGACAAUAUCGGGGAUUUAGUGCACUUAAGGCUUCUUGAUUUGCGGCAUACAAGAAUAUGCAAACUACCGGAUUCUUUGGGAAAUCUCAUCAACUUGCAGUUCUUGUUACUUGGUGAUUGUAAGUCUCUGCGCAUCCUUCCGAGAAGCAUAACUAGGUUAUGCAAUUUAAGGAGACUCAAUCUUGCCGGAACUCCUGUGAAUUAUGUGCCAAAGGGAAUAAAGAAGUUAGAACAUCUUAAUUAUCUGACAGGAUUUAUUGCUGAAGAAGCUAAUGGUGACAAUGGAGAGGGGUGCAACAUAAAAGAUCUACAAAUGCUUAAAAAUCUUAGUAAUCUUGUAAUAGACAAGUUAGAGAAAGCAAGUAAAUGCACUUCAGUGCUUUUAAACAAGCCUCGCCUCAAAACUGCUGUACUUCGUUGCACACCCGACAGUGGUAUAUGUAAUCAACAAAAGAUGGACAGGAUCAUACAAGUCUUUGAUGAGCUAUGCCCUCCACCAUGCCUUGAUGAUCUACAAAUUCAUUACUAUUUUGGUGAGAGAUAUCCACAGUGGAUGUCAUCCAAUUCCAUCAGUUCAACUCUUCCAGAACUGACUUAUUUGGAACUUAUUCAUUGCUCUAACUGCCCUCAGCUUCCCCAACUUGGCCAACUGCCCCAACUCAAGUAUCUAAAGAUCCGGGGGGCAACUUCAGUUAUAUCAAUCGGCAGUGAAUUUCUCGGCAAUGGAAAACUUGCAGCCAGUGCCUUCCCUAAGCUUGAAUACUUAAUACUCUUGGAAAUGACUAAUUGGGAGCAGUGGAGAGGAAGACAACGAGAUUGACUCUAGCAAGCAAAUACACUUCCCCUGUCUCCGCAGAAUUGUCAUUUGUGGCUGCCCCAAGCUAAAAGCUCUUCCACGAGGCUUGAAUCAUGUGCAAGAAUUGUAUAUUACAAGAGCUCACAGUCUUUCAAGGGUCUUUGAUCUACCUACCUUGAGAGAAUUGCGAGUCAUCGAUUGCCCAAUGUUGGACUGUGUUGAAAAGCUGGAGUCUUUGCAGAGCUUGAAGAUAACUGAUGAAAGGGAUGAUCGUCUCCCUAAAUGGCUUAUCUCUUUCCUCCAACAACACGAAAAGCAUCACAACAAUCGAUUCCAUUUGCGUUUGAGGUUUACUGCCCAAGCAUUGAAGGGAUGUUUGAAAGGGCGUCCCUAUUGGUGUUUCCUCCAGCAAGUUCCACGCUUGGAAGCCUAUGCAGAGAAUGAAAGCAUGUAUUUUAAGUACACCAAGGAACCAUUUUCCUACCAAACCAACAUUGAUGAAGACACAACUGAUGAGAACUAGGAUGAAAUCUUGAAGUUUCAUGAGAUGUAGGCGUCAUGAUUGGUAAGGAGUGGUGAGUAAACAUAUUCAACAUCGUCAAAAGGCUCAUGAUGAUCAAAUGAACAAUCAUCUCUUUGAUUGGCUCAUCUCUUUUCUCCAACAGCAUGAAAAGACUAGAGGGAUGUUUGAAAGGGGACGCUCACACUCAUUGUUCCUCAAGCAAGUACCCCUCCUUUUAUUCUAUACAGAGGACAAAAGCAUGUUUUAAUUUGAAAUGCAUCAAAGAACAAUAUUUCUAUGGAAACCAAUCUUUUCCUUGAAGACAUGUGGAGAUUAAGAGGAUGAAAUCUUUUAUUUGAAUUCGACUUAGAACAUCUAAGAAUGAGAUGUGAACAUGCAUUACCGGAGUACAAGGAGCAUGCUGCUAUGCUUUGGCCUCCUCCCUUACCAUGCUUUCUUUUAUUUUCAACGUUCUAUGUGGAUAUGGUGGGCAAGCAAUGACGUAAUCCAUCAGAUACAGUUCACGCUCAUGAUAUUGAUUCAUUCUCCAACUUUAUCUAUUCACACUCUUCCAGUUCCUUCAGAAUCAAUUGACUAGUGAACUGGCCUUGAAGCCAGGAUUCUAGCUCAAAAAUGAAAUGAUUCAUAUGUGGAAGUGUUAUUGGAUGUGAGAACAUGAAAACAGGCAAGCAUAUUGAAUUCUUAUCAACUGAGAUUUGCUUUAAUUUUCACAGAAGGUCCAGAAAAGAUAGGUAAGCAUAUUUGCAUGGGAAUGACCUGAUGAAUGCACUGCAAAACUGUUUGAGAGUGAUCUCUAAUCUCACAAGACAGGCAUGAGCGAUUAAAGAUACAACAAAGGGAUUCAAAUGUUUUAUGUUUUGAGUUCUUCCUCCUUCUCCUCACUCUCUUUAAUUUUGUUUGUGACUUGAACUGAAACUCUC